UCGUAGCCCAUUUGCGGAAAAGUCGUGCAGACAAGAGGCUCCAAAACCGAUGUUCGUGUUAGUAAACGCCAGGCGUCCUGUGUAUAAAGAAGUAUAAGACUCACUUUACGACGGAGAGGCCACUUAGAGGAUGGAGAUGGAGAUGGCAGACACACUGAGCACAGCAUCCGACUCCGAGGAGAUGAACAAGCUCCUUGCGGCUGCUCUCGACGAAGAAGAUGCCCGGAUGGAGGGGAGGGGUGCCAAUGGUGCCAUGGCAGAGAAGAUGGUGAUCAUCGGGAGCGGCGACAUGGCACUGGCACUCGCUACUGUGAUGGUUCGCGCCGGUCUUCAGCCUGUGGUCGGGAGUCGAUGCCCUGAUAGUGCCAGACAGAGACUGAAGAUUGCCGCCAUCACAGUGACGACGCUGAAGGAGGCGCUGGAGCAGGGGGAGGUGGUCCUAGUGGCGAUCCCUGCGGAACACCACGACUCCCUCCCUCGCCACCUGCUCGCCGGGAAGAUCGUGGUCGACGUCAGCAACAGAUCCCCCGACAGCCCCCGUCGGCCCGAGAGCGUGGCAGAGCGCCUGCAGGAGUGCCUUCCGGAGAGCCACGUCGUCAAGGCCUUCAACACGCUGUCCGCCUUCGCCCUCCAGCAGGGGGACGUCAGGGGCAGCAAGGAGGUCCCCAUAUGCAGCAACAGCAGCCGUGGGCGUGAGCGAGUGUCGGCGCUGGUGAAGGUCCUCGGUUUCACGCCCAUUGACCGCGGUGUUCUCGAGAACGCCCGCGACGUCGAGAACAUUCCAUUCCGCUUCUUCCCGGAGUGGAGAACGCCCUGCAUCGUCGCUGCCGUUCUGUUCUGGGCGUUCUUCCUGUUCUUGUUCUUCAGGAGACAGAUCUGCCCCAACAUACAGAACGAAGAGCCAUGGGAUUGGAACCGGUUUAUAAAACUGCCUCUCAACAACGGCAUGUUGGCCUUCGCUCUCUCCGGUACCGUGCUGCUCCUCAUGUGCUAUGUGCCAGGCAUGAUCGCCGCCUAUAUCCAGCUGAGCCGCGGAACCAAAUACUCGACCUUCCCCAGCUGGCUCGACAGAUGGCUCAAGGCUCGAAAACAGAUGGGUCUCUUGGCUCUUCUCACCGCUCCUUGCACGCGUUCAUGUCCAUCUUCACUCUGAUGGCCACCGGGAUGAAGCAGCCUCUUCAGUGGACGCAGAAUCUGUACCUGGCUCUGGGAGCCGUCCUCACAGCUGUCCUGGCCAUCCUGGGCGUUGCAACCAUCCCUUCCGUUGCAGCGACACUCACCUGGCGGGAAUUCGACUUCUUGCAACGUUACCUGGGCUGGCUCUCCGUCGUGCUGGUCACCUUGCAC
This is a messenger RNA of Penaeus vannamei (Pacific white shrimp), 1347 nucleotides long. NCBI's taxonomy places the organism in Eukaryota, Metazoa, Arthropoda, Malacostraca, Decapoda, Penaeidae. The record is from RefSeq and is a predicted model, not a curated record.